AUGACCUCGCUGAGCUUAUCACAACCAGCAUCGGCUCUCGAUGAGCAGUUCAACGCAUCCGAUGCUGAACUGAUCUUGCGCUCUUCAGACGGCGUCGACUUCGCUGUUUACAGAGCGAUCCUUCAACUGGCUUCGCACGUCUUCCGUGACAUGCUCUCUCUUCCUCCCCCAGUUGAAGAUCAUGACUCCCCAACUCGCACCACCAUCGGUAUGAGCGAGGACGCCCAGUCCCUCCGGCUCCUGUUGCACUUCACGUACCCUCGCUCUUUCUGCCCCGAGCCCGAUCUAUCAGAGAUCGCGGAUAUCAAGCGAGUCGCAGCUCUUGCGCUCAAAUACGAUAUCACUUUCAUGCGCGAAGCAGCGGAGACGGCGCUGAUCCGCUUCGCGCAGAGCAAGCCCGACGUUGCAUACGUCGUGGCGUGGAGGUUUGAGUACCCACAGGCUCUGCGCGCGGCCGCGCGGCGCUCACUGGAGCCAUUUACCGAAUCCCUCGAUGCCCUCGAAUUCAGCGAGGUCCCGGCGUCUGCCCUGCAGACGCUUCGCAAAUACGGAAAGCGUAUAUCCGUUCAGAUAACUCUCAUAUCGAUGCAGCUCCGCUACGGCAACUUCCGUCGCCUUCAUUGCCACGGCAUGAGCGGGGUGCUUCACGCUGCGUUUUCAGACGAUGAUCCUUCAGGCCUAAGGGAACCUUGCCGCUGUAGGAGCAGUACUGUAGCCUUGGUUGAUGAAACUCUCAGUACAGAAGACGAUAUAUCAGUCCGCGCUCCUGCGUGGUGGGCCAAUUACGUGCGUGUUGUCGCGAAAUCGGCUUCCAAUUCGUUGCGUGAGAGACAUAAGUUAUUGCUCUCUGAAUCUCUUUCUGAACCACUGGCGAGCGUUCUGCGUGAGGCAGCGAAGUGCGCUGGAUGUAUGCAGCGCGACGUACGGCAUAAACUGGAGGUUACCAAAACCAUCCUGAGCAAAGAGAUUGAGCGAAGGGUAAGCCAGGUCCCUAUCGAAGCGCCGUUCAUGCGCGAAGACGAAUGA
Messenger RNA from Peniophora sp. CBMAI 1063, 1026 nucleotides. The record is from the annotation of a GenBank genome assembly. NCBI's taxonomy places the organism in Eukaryota, Fungi, Basidiomycota, Agaricomycetes, Russulales, Peniophoraceae.